CGCACUCCCCGUCCCCGCGGCUGGCGCAGGACCUCGCCCGAGCGGAGCGCCCACCGGGAGCAGGUCGCGGGGCGGCGGCGGCGAGGAGGCGGCGAGGAGUGGGGGGACUUGGAGGCGGCGAGGGCGAGCGCGCCGAGGGGGUCCCGGCCGCCCCGCGGGCCCAGGUCCAGCCCUCCCGCCCGUGGGCGAGCGCGCCCGCUGACCCCGGCCGGAGAGCCGCCGCCACAAAGAGCCCGGGCCGGCGCCUGCCCCCAUGACUUCCUGAGCUUGUUUGGUCCCCGCCGAGUCCGCCCGCCGCUCGGGCCGAGCCCGCGCCCCAGUGCGUCCCCGUGCACCCCGCCCCGCGCCCCGCCGGCAUGGACGUCCACACCCGCUGGAAAGCGCGCGGCGUUCUGCGCCCCCGCGUCCCGCCGCUGACCCCGCCGCUCCUGCUGCUGCUGCUGCUGCUGCUGUGGGCGCCGCCUCCGAGCCGCGCAGCUCAGCCAGCAGAUCUCCUAAAGGUUCUAGAUUUCCACAACUUGCCUGAUGGAAUAACCAAGACGACAGGUUUUUGUGCAACACGGCGAUCGUCCAAAGGCCCGGACGUGGCUUACAGAGUCACCAAGGAUGCCCAGCUCAGUGCCCCCACCAAGCAGCUGUAUCCUGCGUCUGCAUUCCCUGAGGACUUCUCCAUUCUGACCACUGUGAAAGCCAAGAAAGGCAGCCAGGCCUUCCUGGUCUCCGUCUACAAUGAGCAGGGCAUCCAGCAGAUUGGCCUGGAGAUGGGCCGCUCUCCGGUCUUCCUGUACGAGGACCACACAGGGAAACCAGGGCCAGAGGACUAUCCCCUGUUCAGAGGCAUCAACCUGUCAGAUGGCAAGUGGCACAGAAUCGCUCUCAGCAUCCACAAGAAAAAUGUCACCUUGAUCCUGGAUUGUAAGAAGAAGACGACCAAGUUCCUUGACCGCAGCGACCACCCCAUGAUAGACGUCAAUGGCAUCAUCGUGUUCGGCACCCGGAUCCUGGAUGAGGAAGUGUUCGAGGGUGACAUCCAGCAACUGCUCUUCGUCUCAGACCACCGGGCGGCUUAUGACUACUGUGAGCACUACAGCCCUGACUGUGACACCUCGGUCCCCAACACCCCCCAGUCCCAGGACCCCAACCCAGAUGAAUAUUACCCAGAGGGAGAAGGAGAAGGCGAGACCUACUACUAUGAAUAUCCCUACUAUGAGGACACAGAGGACCCGGGCAAGGAGCCCACCCCCACCAAGAAGCCCGUGGAAGCUGCCCGAGAGACCACGGAGAUAGCAGAGGAGCUGACCCCGACCACCACGGCAGCCCCCCGAGAGCCCGACCCCAGUGAGGGGCCCAGGAGGGAGGACGAGGACCCCGGCAUAGGCAUAGAGGACUAUGACUACGUGCCCAGCGAGGAUUACUACACACCGCCCCCCUACGAGGACCUCAGCUACCACGAGGGCGUCGGGAGCCCCGACCAGCUCCCCGACGAGCUCCCCGAGCACAGCGAGGCCGAAGCCCCCACCAGCACCGCCGGCACCUCCAACUCCUCCAGGCCGGCCCCGCCUCCAGGGGAUGACUUGGAGGGGGAGUUCACCGAAGAAACCAUCAGGAACCUGGAUGAGAACUACUACGAUCCCUACUAUGACCCCACCAUCUCCCCAUCAGAGAUCGGGCCGGGCAUGCCUGCCAACCAGGACACCAUCUACGAAGGGAUUGAAGGACCGCGGGGCGAGAAAGGUCAGAAGGGAGAGCCCGCGAUCGUCGAGCCGGGCAUGCUCAUGGAGGGGCCGCCCGGCCCGGAGGGCCCUGCAGGCCUCCCAGGACCUCCAGGAACGAUGGGUCCCACUGGCCAAGUGGGUGACCCUGGAGAAAGGGGCCCCCCUGGACGUCCGGGCCUUCCUGGGGCUGAUGGUCUGCCCGGGCCCCCCGGAACCAUGCUCAUGCUGCCUUUCCGCUUUGGAGGGGGUGGUGAUGCGGGCUCCAAAGGCCCCAUGGUCUCAGCCCAGGAGUCCCAGGCCCAAGCCAUUCUGCAGCAGGCCCGGUUGGCCUUGAGGGGGCCAGCUGGCCCGAUGGGGCUUACUGGGAGACCUGGCCCCAUGGGCCCUCCCGGGAGCGGUGGUUUGAAGGGUGAGCCGGGAGACAUGGGGCCACAGGGUCCCCGAGGUGUGCAGGGACCGCCUGGCCCUUCGGGAAAGCCUGGACGACGGGGGCGAGCUGGGAGUGACGGAGCAAGAGGGAUGCCUGGACAGACUGGCCCCAAGGGCGACCGCGGCUUUGACGGCCUGGCUGGAUUGCCGGGAGAGAAGGGCCACAGGGGUGACCCUGGCCCCUCUGGCCCACCAGGACUUCCAGGAGACGACGGAGAAAGGGGUGACGACGGAGAAGUCGGGCCCAGAGGGCUGCCCGGGGAGCCCGGGCCACGUGGUCUGUUGGGGCCAAAGGGGCCCCCCGGCCCUCCAGGACCUCCUGGUGUGACGGGUAUGGACGGCCAGCCAGGCCCAAAAGGAAAUGUGGGUCCCCAAGGAGAGCCUGGCCCCCCAGGACAGCAGGGUAAUCCAGGUGCCCAGGGUCUUCCCGGUCCCCAAGGAGCAAUCGGCCCUCCAGGAGAAAAGGGCCCCCUGGGCAAACCGGGCCUCCCAGGAAUGCCUGGUGCCGACGGACCCCCGGGGCACCCUGGCAAAGAAGGCCCUCCAGGAGAGAAAGGAGGCCAGGGUCCGCCCGGCCCCCAGGGCCCCAUCGGAUACCCAGGUCCUCGGGGAGUCAAGGGGGCAGAUGGCAUCCGUGGUCUGAAGGGCACUAAGGGCGAGAAGGGUGAAGAUGGCUUUCCUGGAUUUAAAGGAGACAUGGGCAUCAAGGGCGAUCGGGGGGAGAUAGGCCCACCUGGUCCCAGAGGAGAAGACGGCCCCGAGGGCCCCAAGGGUCGUGGAGGUCCAAAUGGCGACCCUGGUCCUCUGGGACCCUCAGGGGAGAAGGGAAAACUCGGAGUCCCAGGAUUGCCCGGUUACCCAGGAAGACAAGGGCCAAAGGGUUCCAUCGGAUUCCCUGGCUUUCCCGGUGCCAACGGAGAGAAGGGCGGCAGGGGUACCCCUGGGAAGCCAGGACCACGGGGGCAGCGAGGCCCGACGGGUCCACGGGGUGAAAGAGGCCCCCGGGGCAUCACUGGCAAGCCUGGUCCCAAGGGCAACUCGGGAGGUGAUGGCCCGGCAGGCCCUCCGGGGGAACGGGGACCCAACGGACCCCAAGGACCCACGGGGUUUCCUGGACCUAAGGGCCCCCCUGGCCCUCCGGGCAAGGACGGGCUCCCAGGACACCCAGGACAGAGGGGAGAGACGGGUUUCCAAGGCAAGACCGGCCCUCCAGGCCCCCCGGGAGUGGUCGGCCCGCAGGGUCCCACCGGAGAAACUGGUCCAAUGGGCGAGCGUGGCCACCCCGGGCCUCCGGGUCCACCUGGUGAACAGGGGCUCCCGGGCCUUGCUGGGAAAGAAGGGACAAAGGGUGACCCAGGUCCCGCUGGCCUCCCUGGGAAAGACGGCCCUCCAGGACUCCGCGGCUUCCCUGGCGAUCGAGGGCUUCCUGGCCCAGUGGGAGCACUUGGCCUGAAAGGCAGCGAAGGCCCCCCCGGCCCACCUGGCCCUGCGGGAUCUCCAGGGGAGAGAGGUCCAGCUGGUGCGGCAGGGCCCAUUGGCAUCCCUGGCAGACCUGGGCCCCAGGGGCCUCCCGGGCCGGCUGGGGAGAAAGGAGCUCCUGGAGAGAAAGGUCCACAAGGCCCGGCUGGCCGAGAUGGUCUCCAGGGCCCUGUGGGGCUCCCUGGUCCAGCUGGCCCUGUGGGGCCCCCUGGAGAAGAUGGAGAUAAGGGCGAGAUUGGGGAGCCAGGACAGAAGGGGAGCAAGGGGGACAAAGGCGAACAGGGUCCACCUGGGCCUACAGGUCCCCAAGGCCCCAUUGGACAGCCAGGCCCCGCCGGAGCUGACGGCGAGCCUGGUCCCCGAGGCCAGCAGGGCCUUUUUGGGCAGAAAGGUGACGAGGGUCCAAGAGGUUUUCAUGGACCCCCCGGGCCCGUGGGGCUGCAGGGCCUGCCAGGACCCCCAGGAGAGAAGGGUGAGACGGGCGACGUGGGUCAGAUGGGCCCUCCCGGUCCCCCCGGCCCCCGAGGGCCCUCCGGAGCUCCGGGUGCUGACGGGCCUCAGGGUCCCCCAGGUGGAAUAGGCAAUCCUGGUGCUGUGGGAGAGAAGGGUGAACCUGGCGAAGCUGGAGAGCCUGGCCUUCCUGGCGAAGGGGGCCCCCCGGGACCAAAAGGAGAGAGGGGAGAGAAGGGCGAGUCAGGCCCUUCUGGUGCUGCAGGACCCCCGGGACCCAAGGGCCCGCCUGGAGACGACGGCCCCAAGGGCAGCCCCGGUCCGGUCGGUUUCCCUGGAGAUCCUGGUCCCCCCGGAGAGCCCGGCCCCGCGGGUCAGGAUGGUCCCCCUGGUGACAAAGGUGACGACGGCGAGCCCGGACAAACGGGAUCCCCCGGCCCUACUGGUGAACCAGGUCCUUCUGGACCUCCAGGAAAAAGGGGUCCCCCCGGCCCCGCAGGCCCUGAAGGCAGACAGGGAGAGAAAGGGGCCAAGGGAGAAGCUGGCUUGGAAGGCCCUCCCGGGAAGACUGGCCCCAUUGGCCCUCAGGGAGCCCCUGGGAAGCCGGGGCCUGAUGGCCUGCGAGGGAUCCCCGGCCCGGUGGGCGAGCAAGGUCUCCCAGGAUCCCCAGGCCCUGACGGGCCCCCCGGCCCCUUGGGGCCCCCAGGACUCCCUGGCCUCAAAGGAGAUUCUGGCCCUAAAGGGGAAAAGGGUCAUCCAGGCUUGAUCGGGCUCAUUGGACCUCCGGGAGAACAGGGAGAAAAGGGUGACCGUGGUCUCCCCGGCCCCCAGGGCUCCUCUGGCCCUAAGGGAGAACAGGGUAUUGCUGGGCCCUCCGGCCCCAUCGGCCCCCCAGGCCCUCCCGGCUUGCCGGGCCCUCCUGGUCCAAAAGGUGCUAAGGGUUCCUCGGGUCCAACUGGCCCGAAGGGUGAGGCAGGCCACCCAGGACCCCCCGGACCACCAGGCCCUCCAGGCGAGGUCAUCCAGCCCCUGCCCAUCCAGGCAUCCAGAACCCGGCGGAACAUUGACGCCAGCCAGCUGCUGGACGAUGGGGCGGGCGAGAACUACAUGGACUAUGCAGAUGGCAUGGAGGAGAUCUUCGGCUCGCUCAACUCCCUGAAGCUGGAGAUCGAGCAGAUGAAGCGGCCCCUGGGCACGCAGCAGAACCCUGCUCGCACCUGCAAGGACCUUCAGCUCUGCCACCCCGACUUCCCAGACGGUGAAUACUGGGUAGAUCCUAACCAAGGGUGCUCCAGGGACUCUUUCAAAGUUUACUGCAACUUCACAGCCGGAGGCUCGACAUGCGUCUUCCCCGACAAGAAGUCCGAGGGGGCCAGAAUCACUUCUUGGCCCAAAGAAAACCCGGGUUCCUGGUUCAGUGAAUUCAAGCGCGGUAAACUGCUCUCCUACGUGGACAUCGAGGGCAACCCCGUGGGCGUGGUCCAGAUGACCUUCCUGCGGCUGCUGAGCGCUUCCGCCCACCAGAACGUCACCUACACCUGCUACCAGUCGGUGGCCUGGCAGGACGCCACCACGGGCAGCUACGACAAGGCCAUGCGCUUCCUGGGCUCCAACGACGAGGAGAUGUCCUACGACAACAGCCCCUACAUCCGCGCCCUGGUGGACGGCUGCGCUACAAAGAAAGGCUAUCAGAAGACCGUUCUGGAGAUCGACACCCCCAAAGUGGAGCAGGUGCCCAUCGUGGACAUCAUGUUCAACGACUUCGGUGAAGCAUCCCAGAAAUUUGGAUUUGAAGUGGGGCCGGCUUGCUUCCUGGGCUAGGAGCCGCGACCCGGCCCCCAAGAGCAACCUCGUGACCUCAGCGCGCCGUCUGCGAGCGUCCUGGACAGUGAAGGCCCCUCGUCCCUCCCCGACCUCGUCUGCACCUCGGCACCGCACUGUGCUAGCCCCCCUACUCAGAGGGAGCGAAGGGAAAGCGUGUGCCCCACCCCGGAGCCGAAUCACAUGACCUAGAUGGCCGAGUGCCGCUUUCUCCAGCCCGUUCUGUCUACACCGCACUCCCAGGGCAGGGGACGGCCCACACUUACGGCCGCCCAGCUCCCAGGUCACACUCCUGGGUAGUUCACAGGGCUGGGGGCGGGCUGCGGAAUUUGGAGAUCGCUUUUUAAAAAAAUUCAACGAGGAGAUGUGUAUUUCCUUGACCUUCAAAAAAUGUUCCGAGGUAAGCCCCGUAAAGGUCACCCCCACCCCGCCGAGCCCCGGUUUCCAACUACACGAUCCAUUCACGAUGGGCCAGAUGUCAUUCUGCAUGUGCCUUUCCGAUGGAUUAAAGGUGCUUUUGUUUUUGUGAGUUUUAAGUAAAUAUUUGUAUUGUAUUGUCAUAAAUGUUCAGUGUCCCUGACUUUCAAUCACGCAUGUAAAGCCAACCUCAGUCCCAUAGAGAAAAUGGGAAGAAAGUGGGGGGCGUCCUGGGGUGCAGUCCCAUCACGAUCAGAAAUGGGAAGCCUCCAGCCCCUCCCUGGUCAAGAAUGUGCGACGAAUUGGAGACGUGCCCAGGGCAGCAAGAGUUCACACCGCUGUCUGAAAAACAGGUGGCAGAACCCCUUUCUAGACCAUUUUUUUGAUUAGCUCUGGAUUUUUCUUUUUUCUGAAUAGGGAGGAAAAAAAGAAUUGUGUACGUUGCCUUUUCUACAUGCACUCAGAUUAAAACGCAGACUUAAAUUAAUUUUAAUUGCUUCCUUUUUUCCGUUUUUCUUCCUACAGAGCUAUGAUGGGAGAAUGUCCAGGGCAGGGAAACCACAUUUUCUGUAGAGGAUAAUUAAAUGAAACUUGGUGCUUAUUUGUACACUUCUCUUGUGGUGCUAUCUGUUUUAAGAGCUCCUGACGGUGACACUGGGGGUGCCUGGCUGUGCCUCGUUCUCCCACCUUUCUUGAUCCUCGGUACUGCCUCCCUAGUCUGAGUUUUUGCCCAGGACAGUAACGUAAACGCAUGUCAUUUCCCUUCCCGGAUCACAGGGAGGCCACCCAAGCCCGUUGUGAAUAUCAGGGUGCGCUCCUGUGAUUGGAAAACAAACACACAAAAUGCAGAGACACUUUCCGCGUUGGCCGCAGUGUAACGGUAUGUGGCUGCCGAGUGUCUGUGGUGCUAAUUUCUGUGUUUGUCCAAGAACUGAGCUGAAGCUGCCAGCCGGGCUGCCUCCCGCGUGGCCUCGGCAGACAGCCGUGGGCCGCGAGCUCUGCGAGCGUCUCCAGGGCUGCAGCGGGGCUCCUCUCUCCUGAGCGCAGUUUGGAGUCCACCUGCAGACACGCGGGGCGCGGGGCUGACAGGGCUCCGUCUGGGUGCGGCUCCCUCUCCCUGAGGGGGGCAAGGGGCUGCCUUCCACGGGCGGAGGACCAAGGGGCGGGCGCAGAAAGGCGAUCCCUUUACUGUGAAAAGCUGCCCACUGCAAUGCCCUUUCCUUCCGCGAUGGGAGAAACCAGCUGGGCCCCCCAGGACCCCGUGCAGCCUCCUCAAGAGGAGCUGUGACCCCCCUACAGUUCUGGUGCUGCACUCCACCUACCUGCCUGUCAGAAACUGGGAGACCGCAGCAAAGCCAGCCAGGAGGACGACACCCCACUCACAAGGACACCCCGAAUUGCCAUGAAAAACGAGUCUUGCUCUCACCAAAGAAAUGUCGGGCUCCAAGAUUCUUUCAAUCUCCGUACCAGAGCCGUGACUUUCUCAUUCAUCUCUUCAACAAAAAGCCAUAUGUGAGGAUUGUCACGCGUGCCCUGAGGGUUCCAUCUAGGUCAUGUGAUUCUGUUGUGACUUCUCAUCCCUCCUGUCUCCUAUUCUGUCAUUUUCUGCCUCUGCUGGGCCCUUCAAAGCUGUUGUAAUUUGUACUGAAGUCAAGAUAUGUCUGUCCCGUUCUCCCCAGACCACAUACGGUAUAUUGCAAUAAAACUACUUCUCAUAUUUGCAGAAAUUUCUUUUGGCGUAAUUUUAUUUUUUUUCACCUGUAUCAUUGGACACGUGUUGAAGAAAAGAAAAAGAAAAUGGUAAACAGAAAACCUAUGGUAGAGAUUCUAGGACACGAGACCCUCUAAAACAGAAUGUCAAAAAUGACACCCUGUACAUUUCCUGAAGAUCCCACAGACAUGUUCGUAACUGUGAUGCCCAGGAAAGGGUGUUUUAAAAUAUUUUAAGCCUGUGUAACAGAUGAAUAAUUGUAAUCGUUUCUCAAUAAAUCAAGUUGACUGUUUCCAACAUAAA
Messenger RNA from Manis pentadactyla (Chinese pangolin), 8325 nucleotides. RefSeq names its product collagen type V alpha 1 chain (gene COL5A1). The record is from RefSeq and is a predicted model, not a curated record. The transcript is spliced from 66 exons. NCBI's taxonomy places the organism in Eukaryota, Metazoa, Chordata, Mammalia, Pholidota, Manidae. Gene Ontology annotation, molecular function: extracellular matrix structural constituent. The coding region runs from base 357 to 5894 and encodes 1845 amino acids.